UGUGUGUGUGUGCUAGACUCGUGUUGUAACAGGUUAGACCUGCUCUAAAGCAAAUACCAAGUGCUUGCCUGUCUGCUGAGAAACAGCGGCAGCUAUGUAAAACAUCAGAGAGUCCUCUGCCCGACUGGCUCUGAACAGUGACUCACACCGGUUCUGAGCCACUGCAAAUGACCAGGUGAGGGGAAAGACAAGCCCCUCAGGCUAGUUCAAGAGCAGCCAUCCCUUUCAUCCGGUGUCCGGGUCCGUUUUUACAUGGAGCUGCGUUCGGUUGCUGCUUCGGAGAAGUGAAGGCGUGCUGUCGUGUGCAGCCAUUCUUUCUUUGUGGAAGAUGGGGCUGACAGAGAGGACUCUGUGCCUCGGGGCACUCAGGAUUACCAGCAACCUCGCCUGCUCCAAAGGCGCGGUGUGCAUCCAGUCUGUUAGCGGACAGACCAUCGUACUGCUCCUGUUCACCGACAUCUGUGUCACAGGCUUCCUCUUCCUCUGCUGGUUCACAGACCUACAACUGACAAACGGCCAGGAAGUGAUCUCGCUCCGCUUCCUUGCCUUUCUCAAUGAGACGUACAACGCUGUCACCUUCCUGAUCCUGGCUCUGAUUGCUGCAGAGACUCACUUCGCCAGCAGGCUCCAGCAGGUGGUGCCCGUGGGCAAGCACCAGCUCUCCGGCCGGCCAGCUCCUGCCAGGCGCCAGCUAACCUUGGUGAACGGGGUCUACACCCUGCUCUGCUGGAUCAUCGCCACUUCGUACGGGGCCCACUAUUACCCGGAUGCCAUCCGCCCUGCCCGCCGAUGCCUGGGAGAACACCCCUUCGACGGCCUCGGCUGCCUGCGGGGUUUCUACCUGCCAGAUCCCUUCCUCGCGCUCACGGGGCUCAUGGUCACGAGCAGCUACCUCCUCUGUCAGAGGAUGCAGGCGGAGAGUUCAGAGACGCUGCACCAGGUUCCCACACCAGCUCUGCCUUCAGAACCUCCGAUCUCAGGAGAGGCAUCAUGCCACCCUCUGAAGGUUGGCCACACCACACCAACACGCCGCUCUGAGCGAGGCUACCUUCUCCCUGGGCUGGUUGCCGCACUCAUGCUCUACCCGGAUCUACCGUACUUGGGACUGACCUCCUCCUUCAUCAGCUGCUUUGAACGCCUCAGCCUGCGCUUCUUUGCGCACGUCUGGAAACUCUCCCGACGCGGGCCAGAGCCCGUGCUGCAGCAGUCUGGUCUGUACGCACUGAUCCACGUUCUCCUCAACACUGGCAAGCCGUCGGAGCUCUCCCUCCACAGGAGGGAUGGGAGUGAGGUGGGAGGGUGUUCCAGCGUUUAGUGCAGAGAUCAAACACUGACGGGGUAGGGGAGGCGGGAGCACCUCUGCUCUGCCCAGACGAAUGGCCCUGACCUUCCAGUUGCUCACCAUUUCGAUGAACCGUCUUGCCCCUAGACUGACAGUUGUGCCCUGGGUCUGCUGCGGUGUUCCAAUCGCAAGCCGGAGGAACAGCCUCUCAAAGAUGUAGCGAGUCAGGUCAUUUCCCAAAACUCACGAGACUCAGGCAAGGUUCCUUCAAUUGGAAAAUAACUGCUGCACGUCCAUUAUUAAUAAAAAAGGGUGAGAGACAGAAAGCAGGAAAGUACAGGCCGGUUGGCUUAACAUCUGUCAGAGGGAAAAUGUUAGAAGAUGUUACUACUGGGCACCGGGAUAAUUUCAAGACCGAUAUGGUCUUGUCAAAGAGAAAUCAUGGUUGACUAAUUUGUUGGAGUCCUUUGAAGAAGGCUGUGGAGGUCAGGUCAUUGAAUAUAUUUAAGACUGAGGUA
Messenger RNA from Chiloscyllium plagiosum (whitespotted bambooshark), 1800 nucleotides. RefSeq lists its product as uncharacterized. The record is from RefSeq and is a predicted model, not a curated record. NCBI's taxonomy places the organism in Eukaryota, Metazoa, Chordata, Chondrichthyes, Orectolobiformes, Hemiscylliidae.